This is a messenger RNA of Colletotrichum higginsianum IMI 349063, 924 nucleotides long. Its product is annotated as Fatty acid hydroxylase. Gene Ontology annotation, molecular function: C-4 methylsterol oxidase activity; iron ion binding. The record is from RefSeq and is a predicted model, not a curated record. The transcript is spliced from 4 exons. Gene Ontology annotation, biological process: ergosterol biosynthetic process. NCBI's taxonomy places the organism in Eukaryota, Fungi, Ascomycota, Sordariomycetes, Glomerellales, Glomerellaceae. Bases 1 to 924 code for a protein of 307 amino acids.
AUGGCCGCCUUUGUCAACUCGACCGUGAUCAACACGGCCUUCAACCACACCCAGCCCUACUUCAGCGUCCUCGAGGAGGUCUCCAAGUACAAUGUCCAACUAAACUAUUUCGAGCGCCUCUGGGCUGCUUGGUAUCUCUGGAUGCAAAACGAUAUCCUCGCUACCGGCAUCAUGAGCUUCGUCAUGCACGAAACUGUCUACUUUGGCCGUAGUCUGCCCUUCAUCAUCUGCGAUCUCAUCCCCUGGUUCCACAAGUACAAGAUUCAACCCCAAAAAAUGCCGACACUCAAGGAGCAGUGGGACUGCGCCAUGGUCGUCCUCAUCAGUCACUUCACCGUCGAACUGCCCCAGAUCUGGCUCUUCCACCCCGUCGCCACGUGGUGCGGCAUGGAGUACGGCGUCCCCUUCCCCCCUCUCUGGAAGAUGGCUAUGCAGAUCUCCAUCUUCUUCGUCAUGGAGGAUACCUGGCACUACUGGUUCCACCGUGCCCUGCACUACGGACCCCUCUACAAGGCCAUCCACAAGCUUCACCACUACUACUCGGCCCCCUUCGGUCUUGCUGCCGAAUACGCCUCGCCUAUCGAGGUCAUGCUCCUCGGCAUCGGCAUCGUUGGCUCGCCUAUCUUCUGGGUCACUCUCACUGGCGACCUCCAUCUCCUGACCAUGUACAGCUGGAUCGUUCUCCGCCUCUUCCAGGCCAUCGACGCUCACAGCGGCUACGACUUCCCUUGGAGUUUGCGUCACUUUCUUCCCUUCUGGGCCGGCGCCGACCAUCACGACCUCCACCACGAAAAGUUUAUUGGCAACUACGCCUCCAGUUUCCGCUGGUGGGACUACUGCCUUGACACCGAGGCCGGUCUCGAGGCCCACAAGAAGCGCCGCGAGAAGAAGCUCAAGGCCAUCAAGGCUCAGAAGGCCCAGUAA